Helianthus annuus (common sunflower) is the source of this 1992-nucleotide messenger RNA. RefSeq names its product glycosyl hydrolase 5 family protein. The coding region runs from base 86 to 1750 and encodes 554 amino acids. The record is from RefSeq and is a predicted model, not a curated record. Gene Ontology annotation, molecular function: hydrolase activity, hydrolyzing O-glycosyl compounds. The transcript has 4 exons. Lineage: Eukaryota; Viridiplantae; Streptophyta; Magnoliopsida; Asterales; Asteraceae.
AACUAAAGCCGAAAAAGACAUCAUCAUUAUUGAGGUAUAUAAUCUAAUAUUAUACUUCCCCAAAUCCAAUUAACACCAAACCAACAUGGGUUGGAAUCUCUCAUCUCUACUUCCUCUCCUCCUCCUCGCCACCGUCUUCCACCACCAUUCGACGGUGGCACUACCGCUCUCCACCAACUCACGAUGGAUCGUGAGCGACGGAGAAGGCGGCGAAAGAGUAAAACUAUCAUGUGUGAAUUGGGUUAGCCAUCUGGAUGCAGUUGUGGCAGAGGGUCUAAGCAAACAACCGGUUGAUGUGAUCUCAAAAAAAAUAUUGGAUAUGGGAUUUAAUUGUGUUAGACUCACAUAUCCACUUUUUUUAUUCACUAAUGACAGUUUAGCGUCAGUUUCAGUAAGGCAGUCGCUUAAAAAACUUGGGUUGAUAGAGUCCAUUGCCGGAUUUCAAGCCAACAAUCCUUCUUUUAUUGACCUCCCUUUAAUCAAGGCUUUUCAGGAAGUGGUUGCAAGCCUUGACAGAAACAAUGUUAUGAUGGUAUUAGAUAAUCAAAUAAGCAAGCCCGGCUGGUGUUGCAGCGAUUUUGAUGGCAACGGAUUCUUUGGUGACCGAUACUUUGACCCUGACGUGUGGCUCAAGGGUCUCGCUAAAGUUGCCACCAUGUUCAACAGCACAAAAAAUGUGGUUGGUAUGAGUUUAAGGAAUGAACUCCGCGGCCCUAAACAAAAUGUUAGCAUUUGGUAUAGGUACAUGCAAAAAGGCGCGGAGGUAGUCCAUGCGGCAAACCCUAAUGUUUUAGUAAUCUUGUCCGGUUUGAGCUACGACAAGGAUUUAUCUUUUAUUCAAACUCAAGAUGUAAGCUUAACAUUUAGCAACAAGUUGGUUUUCGAAGCUCAUUGGUACGGGUUUUCCAACAGUGAAGAGUGGGAAACCGGCAACCCUAACCAAGUAUGUGGUCGGAUUGUCGAUAACAUAAUGCAAAAAUCGGGGUUUUUGUUGGAGAAAGGUUACCCUUUGUUUAUAAGUGAAUGGGGUGUGGAUCAAAGGGGCACAAAUGAGAAUGACAAUAGGUAUUUGAAUUGUUUCAUGGCAUGGGCUGCUGAUACUGAUCUGGAUUGGGCUAUAUGGACCCUUGCUGGUAGUUAUUAUUUUAGGGAAGGUGUAGUUGGAAUGGAAGAGUUUUAUGGGGUUUUGAAUUGGGAUUGGUGUGAAGCAAGAAAUUCAAGUUUCUUGAAGAAAAUAUCACCCAUCCAAUCUCCAUUUCAAGGCCCGGGAUUAUCAAACACCCGUCCACAUAAAGUAAUCUUCCAUCCAGCCACGGGGCUAUGCGUGCAACGACAAUCGUUAUUCAAGCCGUUGACUUUGGGUGCAUGUGCCGAAGCUGAGCAUUGGGAUUACACCCAAAAACAGACCCUAACAAUAAAGGGUACAUAUUAUUGCUUGCAAACAGAUGGAGUAGGGAAGAAGGCAAAACUAGGCUUAAUAUGCACCGACAGUUCAUCGAAAUGGGAAGCCAUAUCAGCCUCUAAACUACACCUUUCAUCCAAGACCAACAAUGGCACAGUUGUUUGUUUGGAUGUAGACUCUGAAAACAACAUUGUCACAAACAAUUGUAGAUGUUUGACCAAUGACAAUGGGUGCGACCCCGCUAGCCAGUGGUUUAAAAUCAUUAACAGCACAAUGAGCGCGGCUUCAGAACCCUACAGUCGGGUCGAUGCUAUCCUGCAGUCACUCGGAGCUAAUUUAUUCGGAUAAAACUUUACUUCUGCAUAUUAUAAAGUGUUAUACCAUCUGAAAAUAACAUUUAGCAACUUCAUUGACACAUUUUGCAUGAUACCAGUGGCAAGGUCGGCCCGUUUGACUAAAAAACAGGUCAAUUUGAGUUGUAUAUAUCUCCACGAACACGCCAAAUAUGUAGAUUGUGUCGAAAGACUUGCAAAAUGCUUUCAAAUGCAUAACCUCUUAUAUAUAUCACUUACUGAAUUAUUGUUAUUUUA